This is a messenger RNA of Calidris pugnax (ruff), 1267 nucleotides long. RefSeq names its product G protein-coupled receptor 141 (gene GPR141). Gene Ontology annotation, molecular function: oxysterol binding; G protein-coupled receptor activity. The transcript has 3 exons. The record is from RefSeq and is a predicted model, not a curated record. Bases 148 to 1068 code for a protein of 306 amino acids. Gene Ontology annotation, cellular component: membrane. Gene Ontology annotation, biological process: G protein-coupled receptor signaling pathway. NCBI's taxonomy places the organism in Eukaryota, Metazoa, Chordata, Aves, Charadriiformes, Scolopacidae.
GUCGGGGAGCGGUGGAGAGCCAGACUGUGCUGCUGCUGUGCUGCUGGAGGGCCCCCAGAGCUUACUUUAAAUGAAGAGUCAAGUAAACAACACCUGAAGAGUGGAGAUAAACUCUAAUCUAAUAAGUACAAGGAAGAUUUCGGGAACAUGAUCGAAGAGAACAGGAACAGCAGUGACUCUUCCUCUGCCUUUGCCUACAACACCACCGUGAGUGCCAUUCUUAUUACUGCCUACUCCGUCGCCUUUGCUGGAGGUGGGAUCGGGUCCAUCACAAUGUCGUUUGUGCUGGUCAAGAUGAACACUCUGUCCAUCACCACUACAGCCAUCAUUAACCUCGUCGUUGUGCACAGCCUCCUCCUCUUCACUGUGCCCUUCCGCCUACACUACUACGUCAGCAAGAAGUGGGUAUUCAGGUUGCCAUUUUGCAAACUGGUGAGUGCAAUGGUGCACAUCCACAUGUACCUGACCUUCCUAUUCUAUGUGAUCACACUGGUCAUCCGGUGGCUCAUCUUCUUUCAAUGGAAGAUCAAGGUGGAGUUCUACAGGAAGUUGCACGCCAUUGCAGCAAGCGCUGCUGUGUGGGCCUUCGUUAUGGUCUUUGUGGUGCCAGUCUUGUAUGUUGAGUAUGGAAGCUCAGAAAAUUAUGAUAAUACAACAUGCUUUAUGUUCCACAAAGAACUGAAGCAGGAGAACGUGAAAGCCCUGAACUAUACCAUAAUUGUAAUCGUCGCUUUAAUUACUUGUGUUCUCUUGGGCAUGCAGAUUUUCAUCCUGGUAAAAGUGUUGAGAAAACUUUCCGCCUCCUUCUGGUCACACCAAGAGUUCUGGGCCCAGGUGAAAAACUUGAUUUUCAUCUGCGUCAUCAUAAUUUGCUUCCUUCCCUAUCACCUCUUCAGGGCCUACUACAUCCGGCACGUGAGUGCUUAUGGCCAGUUAGAAAGCUACAAUGAAGUUUUUUUGAGUUUGACUUCCCUCAGCUGCCUGGACCUCCUGUCGUUCGUGCUGAGCGGAAGCCGCCUCUUCAAGCAAAUGGUGGGCACGCUCCGCAGCAGGUUGCCUUGCUGCUAGCCUCAAGGUGGACCUGGGCCUGGCAGAGCAUGGUGCUGGACAAACAUGGCAAAUCCCCUCCUCAGCAAGUCAGGGUGGUCCCUGGAAGCAGCCCAGCCAACUCGCACAGAUGAUUCCUGAAGUAAUGGGGCAAACUUCUUCCAGCAUUGCAGGUGGGAAACUGGAGGGGGACCUCAGGGAUUUCCUCACCACGCCACCU